AGACCUUGUAGUUGUAGGUUAGGUAUGAGAAAGUCAAAUAAGAUGGUAUUUAUUGCUUUUGCAGCUUCCCAUACCGACUGCCCUUAACCUUCUUCCCUGCCUUUCUCUCUUCUUUGUAAUAAUUCAAGAAAUGGGUUGCAAGCCAUCUGAUAAGCCAAAAGCUAAGCAUAGGAAGGGGUUAUGGUCACCUGAAGAAGACCUAAAGCUCAAAAACUAUGUCCUCAAACAUGGCCAUCUUUGCUGGAGCUCUGUUCCCAUCAAUGCAGGAUUGCAGAGGAAUGGGAAGAGCUGCAGACUAAGGUGGAUUAAUUACUUGAGGCCUGGAUUAAAACGAGGGAUGUUUACUCCCCAAGAGGACGACGUUAUCCUCUCCCUUCAUCAUUUGUUAGGCAACAAAUGGUCCCGAAUUGCACAAAGUUUGCCUGGAAGAACAGAUAAUGAGAUUAAGAACUACUGGCAUUCUUAUCUGAAGAAAAGGAUCGCAAAAGUUGAAAAUUUGGAAGCUCAACACACAUCUUCAACCUCAGAAUCUAGUGUGCUGCCUCAAAACCUUACGGACCAAUCGGCAAGCUUUGUUACUGAUCAAGCUGUUCCAAUGCAUUUUGACUUGCCCCAACGAAGCCCACUGCCGAAGCUUUUAUUCGCAGAGUGGCUAUCGCUUGAUAAAGAAGGUGGAAGUAAGCCAGCAGCUUACUCUGAUGGAUAUAAUCAAGCUUCAGCUUCCAGCUUCGAGGAUCCUUUCAUGAAUGGUUUUGUAUUCAAUGAGGGAGGAUUUGGCACUGAUCUUCAGGAUCUGCUAAACGAUGCAUCAGUAAACCAAUUGUUCAAGUUUGAAUUCCAGAUUUCAGGGAACGACUUUAUUGGUUCUGGGUGGGAAUAAUAAAGACAGAUGUACUCAUCCUUUCUUUCUUUUUUUUGUUCAAAACAUAUUAGUGAUUUCAGUAUGAAUAAUGAGGGAGUGUACAUAUAAGGCCAAAUCUCCAUGGGUGCCACCUUGUUUUUUUUAUUAUCAAAAGUACAGAUUCAAGAUUCUCAAUUUCUUUGUUUAACAGGAAAACUUUAAUAUUUCUGAAA
This is a messenger RNA of Gossypium arboreum, 1074 nucleotides long. RefSeq names its product transcription factor LAF1-like. The transcript has 3 exons. Bases 131 to 880 code for a protein of 249 amino acids. Lineage: Eukaryota; Viridiplantae; Streptophyta; Magnoliopsida; Malvales; Malvaceae. The record is from RefSeq and is a predicted model, not a curated record.